Molecule: messenger RNA, 1626 nt
Organism: Beauveria bassiana ARSEF 2860
Lineage: Eukaryota; Fungi; Ascomycota; Sordariomycetes; Hypocreales; Cordycipitaceae
Product: zinc finger protein Yan
Exons: 2
Coding region: 1-1626 (541 amino acids)
Biological process (GO): ribosomal large subunit biogenesis
Cellular component (GO): preribosome, large subunit precursor
Molecular function (GO): nucleic acid binding; zinc ion binding
Source: RefSeq, a predicted model, not a curated record
AUGGCGAGCGUUCAGCCUGCGGCGGGUGCCGGAGCGCCAGCGUCUCACCCGUACACGUGCAACACCUGUCAGGUUGCCUACAGAAAUAUUGACUUACAAAAAGCACACAUGAAGAGUGACUGGCACCGAUAUAACCUCCAGCGCCGCGUCGCUACCCUCCCCCCCAUCUCCGCCGAAGUUUUCAGCGAAAAAGUGUUACAGGCCCGAGCCGCUACCACCGCCCAAACCGACAAGGCUUAUUUUGAAAAGUCUUGCGACGCCUGCAGCAAGACAUAUUAUAGCGAAAAUGCUUACCAAAAUCAUAUUCUCAGCCAAAAACACAAGCAGAACGAGGCUGCUGCUGGACCCCGCAACGAGGAGGAAACCAAGUCCGUUGUCAGCUCUACCUUUUCUCUGGGCGAGUCCGUUCCCGCUGCCAAGAACGGCGACGUCGAUUCUGACGCCGAGGACGAGUUCAACCAGGUGAUCAAAGGUCUUCAGAAAGCCAAAUUGUCUCAGCAGCGGCCCUCGCCCGUUAAGCGCCCCAACAACCCUGGCCCGACUGAUGAAGCCAGCGAAGAUGCUGAUGAUGGGGCGACUGAAAAUGGAACUGCCAACGGCACUGCUCCAGAGCCAGUUUGGACCCUCAAGUCUUGUCUUUUCUGCAACUACGAGUCGCCCAGCGUACCCCUCAACGCCCAGCACAUGGAAAAGUUUCACGGCAUGUUCAUUCCUGAAAAGCCCUACUUGGUAGAUUUGGAUGGUUUAUUGCAGCAGCUCCAGUCCAAGAUUGGACAAGGUCACGCGUGCUUGUUCUGCGACAAGGUCAAGGCUUCUGUAUACGCUACGCAGACGCAUAUGCGCGAUACUGGCCACUGCAAGAUUCCUUACAGCACUGAGGAGGAGCAACUCGAUAUCGGUGACUUUUACGAUUUCCGUGCGACAUAUUCUGACCCCGAGGGCUCGGACAGUGAUGACGAGAUGGCCGACGAGGACGCGGGUGGUGCUCGUGUUUCCAAGGCCAAGGCCAACGGCGAUGAUGACAAGGAGGAUGGUGAUGUGGACGGUGACGGGUGGGAAACUGAUAGCUCCGCAUCGUCGCUGGACUCUGCAGACCUCACGGCUGUACCGGCAGAGGGCCAUUACCACCAAUAUGAUAGACUCAGCAAGCACCCUCAUCACGCGCACGACGACCCACGGCCAAGACAUCAGGCCGACGGGUGGCAUUCGCGCGCGCACAAGCAUACGCAUGCCGUCUUUCACGACGACUAUGAACUUCAUUUGCCUUCGGGCAAAUCGGUUGGACACCGCUCGCUGAACAAGUACUACCGCCAGAACCUCACCAACUAUCCCACGCCCGAGGAGCGCGCGGAGCGUCUGGCAAUUGAGGGCUCGCAGCGCCCUGGCUCAGAUGACGAGAGUGAUGGCCGCUUGGUCCGCCGGGAGCGUGGCCGUGAACGCGCAGUGGUUCCGAGGGGAGCUGCUGGUAUGAUGGGGGCCUCUGACGAUGCAAAGAAGGCUGUUCGCAAGCAAGAGGUGCGCGCGCGCAAGCUGGAGAAUUACCAGACAAAGAAGCGAAGCCUCAAUCUCGGGGAGAUCAACAACAACCAGAAGUGCUACUACUACCGCUACGACGGUGGUGGUUAG